AUGAUGCAGAACGAAAAGCCCGCUGUGUAUCCGCAGCCGGACCAGCCUAUUAUCGCGACCGAAACGAGUUCGGAUCUGGAGCACAAGGUUGGACAGGUGCGCCGCCGACUGCAGAACAUGCUCGGCAGUACUUUACAUGGCGUCCACUCCAGUGUAGAUGCGGUGAUUAGGACCGAGCAGAAUGUUGAACAUCGUUUGGGCUCGCUUAAGUCGCAGGGCGAAUCGCUCGCGCCCAAUGGCCUGUAUGUCGGCGUGCUUACCCUCGCAGGCCUGGUUUUUACACGGCACCGUACUUUUCCGAUUCGUUGGAUCGUGCCACCGACCGUGUUUGCAUUGUCGAUGAGCUACUUCCUCCCGAAAACGACCGAGAACACGGUUGAGUACUAUGAGAAGAUCGAGAAGCAAAAGUGUCCCGCUUUUGCGGAAAAGCGUUCCGCUGGCUGGGAACGCGUCAAACGCUUCUUUGAAACGGGCGCCUCGCACUUUCAGUCUACCACGAUGAUGGCCAAAGACAAGAUUGUUGCUGGCAUCCAGAGCCUCGACAGGUCGAGCAGCAGCGCACAGCCGCUCACGCAGCCCAGCAGCAAACUGAUUUAA
Malassezia vespertilionis is the source of this 597-nucleotide messenger RNA. RefSeq lists its product as uncharacterized. Gene Ontology annotation, cellular component: MICOS complex; mitochondrial crista junction. The coding region runs from base 1 to 597 and encodes 198 amino acids. The record is from RefSeq and is a predicted model, not a curated record. NCBI's taxonomy places the organism in Eukaryota, Fungi, Basidiomycota, Malasseziomycetes, Malasseziales, Malasseziaceae. The transcript is spliced from 4 exons. Gene Ontology annotation, biological process: cristae formation.